AUGAUGUCGAGCGCAAUUGCAUCAGUAUUCAGAGGAACGAUCAUCCAUUCGUUGGAGUUGGAGACUGUGCAAAUAUUACAUAACGCUGCACUUGGAGUCUCACAUUUGGGCUCCAUCGUCUUUGUUAGACCUGAUGUGGACACGGACGAUAAGUUCAAUUUAAUCCAACAAGAGUAUGGCUUUGAGAGUAACAAGGUAGUGAACCUUGGCAACAAGUUUUUGAUACCAGGUUUCAUCGACACACAUGCCCAUGCGCCACAGUACCAUAACGCCGGAACUGGUACCGACCUGCCCCUGCUCAAGUGGCUCGAGAAAUACACUUUCCCCGUCGAGUCCAAGUUCCGCGAUCUCUCAUUCGCCAAGAACGUCUACACCAAGGUUGUGGACAGGAUGCUAAAGAAUGGAACAACCACCUGCUGCUACUAUGCCACCAUUCAUCUUGAUGCCAGUCUGUUGUUGGCAGACAUUGUGACUGAGCGAGGACAAAGAGGCUUCAUUGGCAAGGUGUGCAUGGACCGACACUCACCCGAUCACUACGUCGAGACCACCGAGGACUCAAUCCGCAACACUAGACAGUUUGUCGAGCAACUACAAGCACGUGGCAACCCAUUAGUGCAACCGAUUGUCACACCAAGAUUCGCUCCAUCCUGUACCGAUAGCCUUAUGCACGACCUUGGAAAGUUGGCCCGCGAGAGGAAUACCCUCGUCCAAUCACACAUCUCUGAGAAUCUUGAUGAGGUACAAUGGGUAAAGUCACUCUAUCCGAACCUCAACUCAUAUGCCGAGGUAUACAAACACUUUGACCUGUUGACAAACAAGACGAUCAUGGCACAUUGUGUCCAUCUUUCCGAUCAGGAGUUGGACUUGUUCAAGCAGCAGGAGGCAUCUAUUGCUCAUUGUCCACAGUCAAACUUCACUCUUGGUAGUGGUGCAUUGGAUGUGCGCAAGGUACUGUCAAAGAACAUCAAGAUUGGUCUGGGCAGCGAUGUUAGCGGAGGUUACAGUGCCUCGUUGCUGAGCGCAGUCCGUGAUACGACCAAAUGCUCCAACGCCGUGUUGUUUGGCGAUCGCACUCAUAAGACUCUUGGUUACGAGGCUGCCUUUUACUUGGCCACUGUUGGUGGCAGUAAAGUAGUUUGCAUGGAGGAUAAGCUGGGCAACUUUGUUGAGGGCAAGUACUUUGAUGCCCAGGUGAUCGAUCCCUACGUCCAGGGUGGUCCAUUCGAUGUGUUUGCCGACGACACACCCAAGGACAUCUUCCAAAAGUUCAUCUUCCUUGGUGACGACAGGAACGUCAACAGUGUCUACGUCAAUGGAAAGAAGGUGAUCUAA
This is a messenger RNA of Acytostelium subglobosum LB1, 1332 nucleotides long. RefSeq lists its product as hypothetical. The coding region runs from base 1 to 1332 and encodes 443 amino acids. The transcript is spliced from 3 exons. Lineage: Eukaryota; Evosea; Eumycetozoa; Acytosteliales; Acytosteliaceae. Gene Ontology annotation, molecular function: zinc ion binding; guanine deaminase activity. The record is from RefSeq and is a predicted model, not a curated record. Gene Ontology annotation, cellular component: cytosol. Gene Ontology annotation, biological process: guanine catabolic process.